Messenger RNA from Stylophora pistillata, 3682 nucleotides. RefSeq lists its product as uncharacterized. NCBI's taxonomy places the organism in Eukaryota, Metazoa, Cnidaria, Anthozoa, Scleractinia, Pocilloporidae. The record is from RefSeq and is a predicted model, not a curated record.
AGCUUUUACAGUCGUACGCAAAGCACAAAGGCGAGCUUGACAUGAAAGAAACAAUUCUACUCGCAAACACUCGCUUUUUAUCUUUCUUCAUAUCUUUGUUUGACAAAUUAAAUGAAAUGUUCCUUACUGGAAAAUCAAUGACAGCAUUUAUCGAGUUCUUUGAGAAUGAAAAGAGCAUUUUUCAAAGUCUAAUUAAUGGAUGUUCAGACUGCAAGACAGCGGAAAAAGUCUUUAACAUUUUGGUAAAAUCAGAGAUGUUUCUUGACACCGUCUACUGGGACGAGGAAGCUAAAUUUGAAGAGAUUUACCUUUCAGCAAUAACUGCAGCCAAUAAGGUUGAAAGAAGAGAUCUCCAUGGGAAACUACUUCAGUCCAAAGCCUUUGGAAAAAUUAUGUGGGGAGAUGAAAGAAGGGCGAUACAGCUGCUUGCGGAGGCCAAACGAAUCCAAUGUUCUACCUCUACCGGGUUUGACGGUAAUAAGGGAAAAUACUUAUGUUACUUCGGUAUCCAUAAACUUGUCACGGGAAAGACCCAGGAUGGAGUACAAAGUUUACAAGAAGCUAUUGAGUUUAUGAAUAACACUCCUGAGCACAAAGUUCUAAGGCUCAUUUCUUUUCAGAUUCUUGCUGUUUUUUAUCAAAGCCAAAGUGAUCACCAAACGUCCUCCAUGUUCUAUGGCAGAGCGCUGCAAGAAGUUAAGGAGGUGGGAGACACUGAUUUAUUAAUGAUUCCUGACGUCAAUGAAAAAAGACUAGAUGCGCACGAGCAAAGGAAAAGUCCACUCAAAGAGAAAGCAAACGACCCAAUUGAAAUGGAAGUCAUGACUCUUGUUAAAUUAGUAACAGGAGAAAUAUCCACCCGCGACAUCAAUGAACUUUUCAGUACUUUGAUGCUUAAAGUUCUCGAAGACACUAAAUCAGCAACUGGAAUGACACAGCUUGGUUGGUUCAAAUUUCAUGAAUACUCCCUCGGUAUGCUGAUGUUACUAAAUAAGAAUGAGGAAGGUGUAUCAGUUGCCAAGGAAAGAAUCACCUAUCUUCAGGAGUCACUACAAAAGAUCAGAGAAAGCAAUAACCCAAUUCUUAAACUACACAAAGAAGCACUGGCGAAAUGUUAUUUACAACUUGCAGACCUUCAGGAGUGUAUAAAUAACUCAGCAGAGGCCGUCAACUCAGCACAACAUGCACUUACAAUCACGUUACAGUUGUUCGGCGAAGGACAUGCAAAAACCGCAGACAGCCACCAUCAGCUGGGAUUUAAACUAUAUAAACUUAGAGAGUACUCCUCAGCUGCUGAGUCACACAAGCGUGCACUUGGCAUCAGAAUAAAGUUACUUGGGGAGGAACAUAAAGACAUCGCCGACAGCUACCGUCAGCUGGGGGUUGCCCAACACCACCUGGGAGAGUACUCCUCAGCUGCUGAGUCACACAAGCGUGCACUUCGCAUCAGAAUAAAGUUACUUGGGGAGGAACAUAAAGACACCGCCGACAGCUUCCGUCAGCUGGGGGUUACCCAACACCAGCUGGCAGAGUACUCCUCAGCUGCUGAGUCAUUCAAGCGUGCACUUGGUAUCAGAAUAAAGUUACUUGGGGAGGAACAUGUAGACACCGCCUACGGCUACUUUCAGCUGGGGGUUACCCAAUACAACCUGGGAGAGUACUCCUCAGCUGCUGAGUCACACAAGCGUGCACUUGGCAUCAGAAUAAAGUUACUUGGGGAGGAACAUGUAGACACCGCCGACAGCUAUCGUGAGCUGGGGUUUGCUCAACACUACCUGGGAGAGUACUCCUCAGCUGCUGAGUCACAAAAGCGUCCACUUGGCAUCAGAAUAAAGUUACUUGGGGAGGAACAUGCAGACACCGCCGACAGCUACCGUGAGUUGGGGUUUACACAAAAUGCAGUAGAAGAUUACUCCUCAGCUGCUGAGUCAUUCAAGCGUGCACUUGGCAUCAGAAUAAAGCUCUUUGGGGAAGAACAUGCAGACACCGCUGACAGCUACCGUGAGUUGGGGAUUGUGCAAGACAACCUGGGAGAGUACUCCUCAGCUGGUGAGUCACACAAGCGUGCACUUGGCAUCAGAAUGAAGCUCUUUGGGGAGGAACAUGCAGAGACCGCCAGUAGCUAUUGUUAGUUGGGGACUACCCAAGAUGCAUUAAGAGAUUACUCCUCCGCUUUUUAAUAAUUCUAACGUGCACUAGGCAUCAGAAUAAAGUUAUUUGGGGAUGUAAAUGCAGAGACAAUGAAUAGCAACCAUUUUCUGGGGUUCAGUAUCGUUUCUAGCGAUAUACAGCCACUUUCAGUUUGUACAGCACUAGUUGUCCUAGUCAAACAGUCUGUACCUAACAAAAGCAGCAUAUGACUGCUAUUAACGAGGUUUAUUUACCAGGUGUAAUGACUGUGGCUAUAUCACGCAUUUCUAUCGUGCUUUGACGGUCGUAUGUACGUUUUUUUGCCUUUUUUUCAAGCCGUAACACUAUUUAUAAGAGGAAAUGUUGGCAAAGAAGUGGUGUAUUUUUUUUUCCUUUUUUUUAAGCAAACACGUCCUUUUUUCGUAAAUCUAGAAUAUCAUAAGGAUCAAAACCUUCUUUAAAUAUUUCAUUAAUUUUACAAAGGACACUUACCUUCUGUAGGUUCCUCUUCGUUGACCUUGUUAACACUCUUCGGCUAAAAAAGUCGCUUAUUGGUCUUUGGGCCAUUUAAUUCAUUCACGAACUCAAGCACCUUGUAAAGCAAUUCAUGAACUCAUAAGCUCAAACAGACCCGAAAUGACUGCGUUUUAAGCUGCCGUCAAAUCAGGUCAAAUGCUUUUGCGGACCGCUCAGAAAAUGGAAGGGGUCAAAUGGGUCAAAAGGUGAAGUUUUUGUUUUGCGAUCGGUGGAUUUCGAUCCAUUUUAUUUUUGCUCUUUUUAUUCUGUUACUGUGGUUGUGAUGACUGGCUUUUGAACUCUCAUACUAAUUAACUAAAAAAUGAACAGUGGAAUGUUUUGCCAAGUUUUCUUUCGUAAAAUAGCAGCAGUAAAAAGGGAAAACUCUUGUAUGUUUAAAAGUCCCCUUUCGCCGAUAGAUCUAUUGAAAAAAAAGUAGAGAUAUUUUAUAGAUACUUUUAGGUAUGCACGUGCGUACGUGCGUAUAUGGUCGAGACACCUCUGAAAACGGUUGGAGUUUCCUUAACAGACAAUUUGCAUAAUUCGGCUGUCGUGCUAGCAAAAUCACCAAAAGUUUGAAGUCGAACAUCUUAUUAGAAGAAAUCAACCGGAGUUUUGAUGGUGUGGUCAGGACUUGCGAAAUAUCAACCAAGAAAGAGUACUUUUGACCAAUUUCAAAAAGCUGUCUAACGGAUGUUUUUUAAUAAAUUAUUGGGAACCUCUGAAUAAACACACAUCGAAAUUAAAAUGCUUUUAUAACCCUUUGAAUAUUCCAAAGUUUAGUUACUCAAACGAUUUUUUGCACUGCACGUGGUGUGUUACGAGGAGCUUGUUAACUUUUGAAACUUCGAUGUCGCAAGAGGCCAAAAGAAGGCCUUUUGCAGCUGUGACUGUUGAAAGCUCAAAAAAUUUUAUUUUAGCAUAUUUCCAAAAAAGAUUGCAGUUUUAUUUGCUUACUACCAAAGAUAGUAAGUAAAUAAGAAGAGAGAGUAGUCAGCGGUCAUGCAGCAUGGCAGACGUGUUCGUUUUCGUCCAG